AUGGAUAAAGUAGAAUCAGAUUGUGUACUAUGUGUAGAGAAGGCAGACAUCAUUGCAUUAGGUCAUUGUAAUCAUAAGACAUUCUGUUAUCAAUGUAUGAUCAAAAUGAGAGUCAUAAGCAAAAUAAAAAUGUGUCCCAUUUGUAAAUAAUAACUUGACAAAAUAAUCCUCACUGAAAAUCUCAAUGCUCAAUUUACAGACUAUCAAUUAAAUAACCUUAUACCAAUAGCAUAUUCAGUAUGAUAUUAAUUUAUAUCACUCCUUUAGAAAGAAUCAAAGGAUGUCUUUUAUACAGAUUCUGAAGAUAUUAAAUCUAAAGUAGAAGGUCUUAAUAAUUUCAAAUGCCCAUUCCAAGAAUGUCAAACUGAGUAAUAGAUGACUAAUUACAAUUAAUUGCGAAACCAUCUAAAGGAUUAACAUCAACGAUAUUUUUGGUAUCAAUAAAUUGCUUAUUUUAAAGUGAUGUUUGUAUUGAAUAAAAGACGUGUUUCCUAGUUGAAUAGUAAGUAUAUACAGAAUACUAACACAGACAUCAUCUAUAACAUGGUGAUUAUGAUGAGGAUGGUAAUCUCAUUUUUAAGCAUCCCUAUUGUAAAUAUUGCAAGAAAAACUUUUAUGAUGAAGAUAAAUUCAAAUAACAUUUGAAUAUAGCCCAUAUUAAUUGUAGUUUAUGUGAUGAUAGUAAAUUUGUAUUCUACAAGGAUCAUGGAAGUUAUGAAAAGCAUUUGAAACUCUCCCAUUAUUUAUGUGAAGAGCCAGAAUGCAAAUAAAUGUUAGUAGUAUUCAAAAGUGCAGGAGAAUUAGAUAUUCAUAAAACUUAAAGUCAUCGUAAUGAUCCAAGAAUAAAGAAAUAAAAUUAAUAUAAUAUUCAUUAAUUUGCUGGAUUUUAUGAUAAUCCAAAAUAAAAAACAUAAAAUAAUGAUAAUGAAGGUUGGAAUUUUAGUGAUUAAUUUCCAUCACUUAAAUAAACUAAUUUAAGAGCUGUUGUACAUCGUGAUUAACAUAAUGAUGAAAAGAUAGAUUUUAGAGACUUUUUAUAUGUUGAUUAUAAUGAUGAAAUUGAUAAAUAAUCAGAUCAUAGUGAAAAAUUACAUUCUUAAUAAAAUUUACAUUUAGAAGAUUUACGUCUUGUUAAACCUAUAACCAUUCCAAGCAUUAGUUUUGAUUACUUUAUGAGAAAAUGUUCGUUUUUCUUGAAAAAUCAAAAAGGAAAAGAGGAUUAAAUUAGAAAAAUGAUUAGCAUGUUUGAAUAAGAUAGAUAUAGUGCUGAAAAUUUUGUUAGUGAUUUUAUUAGAAUGUUUGAAUUGAAAACAGGAUUAAGAUUAAUAACCUUUUAUAUGGCUAUGAGAGAUGUUAAAGAAAAUAUAAAUAUAAAUAAAAUUCUUGAUGAUGCUUAUUUUAAAGAAUUGUAAAAAUUACCAAAAAAAAAUAAUUCUAUUAUUAUGUAAUGCAAAACAUAUUCAGAAUUAUUUUUAAGAUUAUUAGAUGAAUUGAAUUUAAAUUUGGUUUAAAGAAUUGAAAAUGGAAAUCUUAAGAAUUAUGCUGAUACAAUAAUGGCAAAAGAGAGAAUAUUUUAAUUUAUUGAAGUACUUAGACAUGUAAAAACUGAAGAGAUGGGUAAAUUUAAGUUUGCUUUAAAUUUUGGUUUGGUAUAAUAAGUAUUGGAACAUAUCAAAUAAUCCAUUUUAUUAGAUGAUAUAUCAAACAUUUAAUGUAUUAUAUUUAAUUUAUUUUUAGAAAAUAUAUCCAAAAUUAGCAAUCAUGAUUUAGUUCCUUUUUAUUUAUAUGUUAAUUUAAGUUCAAAGAUUUUGAAAGGAGAAUAAAUUCAUAAAGAAUAAAAAGAUGUAAAUGAAUGUGUAUAUUUGGAAUUCUUCUAAAAAAAUACUAAAUUAUUUAAUCUAAUUUCAAAACCUGAUGUAAUUGAAUCUAACAAAUAAUAAAUAUUGUAAAAGUAACCAAAAUAGUAAUAAGCAAAAGGAUUAGAAAUGAAUGCAUUUGAUUUUCCCUCUUUACGUAAUUAAAACCUUAAAACUUUUAGCAAAGGCACCAAAAAAAGAAUAGACAAUAGAUGAUCAAUUCUAAGUCAAGAAUGUUGAACCUUAAAAAUAAUUAUAAUAGAAAGAGAAAAAAUAAAAAUAAACCACUUAAUCUAAGAAAGGAAAGUGGCAAGAUAGUGGAAUAGCAAUAUUUUAGAAUUAAGCUGUAGAAGAAGAAUCCUUCCCUAGUCUUACAUCUCAACCAAGUAUUAAUUUAUUAAAAUAAAUUCUUUAGCUGAAAUUCAACCAAAACAAGUAACUAAAGUGACUGGAACAUUCAUUGAAGAUGAAAGUUUUAUACCACUUACUACUUACUAACCAAUUAGAAAUAUAGAAGGAACAGAAUGGGAUUCAAAUCCUAUUGUACCUGUAAUACUAUUUUUUUUUAUUUAUAAUAGAAAAAAAAUUCAUAAAUGAAGGAAGUGGCAAAGAUAAAGAAAAAAAAUAAGACAAUUGUAUAAAUUUCUGGUGGGUUUUGUUGA
This is a messenger RNA of Paramecium pentaurelia, 2518 nucleotides long. NCBI's taxonomy places the organism in Eukaryota, Ciliophora, Oligohymenophorea, Peniculida, Parameciidae. The record is from the annotation of a GenBank genome assembly.